Vombatus ursinus (common wombat) is the source of this 1562-nucleotide messenger RNA. It is a transcript of the gene UNC93A, whose product is annotated as unc-93 homolog A. The transcript is spliced from 8 exons. The coding region runs from base 110 to 1483 and encodes 457 amino acids. The record is from RefSeq and is a predicted model, not a curated record. Lineage: Eukaryota; Metazoa; Chordata; Mammalia; Diprotodontia; Vombatidae.
UGUCACGUCAAAGCCCAGACUCUUUUUUCCCUCUGAAGUUUUGGUUGGUUACUUAAGGAACUACAGAUUUAUCCCCUCAGCUGAUGACUGAAGGUUUUCAAUAACCAAAAUGGAAAGAAACUUAAAGAAUGUUCUUGUGGUAUCCUUUGGAUUUCUGCUUCUAUUUACAGCAUUUGGAGGUCUUCAGAAUCUACAGAGCAGCCUUAAUUAUCAGGACGGACUAGGAGUGGCCACACUCAGUGUUCUCUAUGGAGCCCUGAUCCUGUCUUCCAUGUUCCUUCCUCCAAUUCUCAUUAAGAAAUUUGGCUGCAAAUGGACCAUUACAGCCUCCAUGUGCUGCUAUGUUGCUUUCUCUCUGGGAAACUUCUAUGCCAGCUGGUAUACCUUGAUCCCCACCUCCAUGAUUCUGGGUCUAGGAGGAGCCCCCCUGUGGUCAGCCAAAAGCACUUACCUUACAAUCAGUGGAAAUACGUAUGCACAAAAGACAGGAAAACGUGGGAAAGAUGUCAUCAACCAGUAUUUUGGCAUCUUCUUUCUCAUAUUUCAGUCCUCUGGUGUCUGGGGAAAUUUGAUUUCGUCUCUGGUAUUUCAACAAGAGUCUACCACAGGAGAAAUUCAAGAAGACCAAUUGAUGCAUUGUGGAGCAAGUGAUUGUUUUACAACCAGCACACCUACAAACAAUACUAAGCGCCCAACAAAUGAUUUAGUCUACACCCUGCUGGGCAUCUAUACUGGAAGUGGUAUUUUGGCAGUGUUACUGGUAGCUGUAUUUCUUGAGCAGAUCCCAAAUGAUCAACUGGAAAAUGCAGAAGAAAAGAAAAAAGCAUCUUUUGGGCUCAAUUUCCUGGCAACUUUUAGGCAUCUUAAAGAUAAACAGCAAUGUCUCCUCAUUCCACUGACAAUGUAUAGUGGCUUUGAGCAAGGAUUCCUUUCUGGUGACUAUACAAAGUCAUAUGUCACCUGUGCCCUGGGGAUACAGUAUGUUGGCUAUGUGAUGAUCUGUUUUUCGGCCACCAAUUCCAUUUGUUCUUUGCUGUUUGGAAAGCUCUCCCAGUACACGGGCAGAAUAGCUUUGUUUGUACUAGCUGCAGUAAUACACCUUUCCUGCAUCAUCUCCCUCUUGCUGUGGAAACAUCACCCCAGUCAGAUGGUUGUAUUCUUCAUAUUUCCUGGCCUCUGGGGCAUGGCAGAUGCUGUUUUGCAGACACAAACCAAUGCCAUCUAUGGAGUUUUAUUUGUGAAGAACAAGGAAGCUGCUUUUGCCAAUUAUCGACUUUGGGAGUCCCUCGGUUUUGUCAUUGCUUAUGGGUACAGCACAUUUUUGUGUGUCAGCAUCAAGCUGUACAUAGUACUUGGGGUACUGAUUUUGUCGAUGGUGACCUAUGGGGCUGUUGAGUACCUGGAACACGGGAAGCCACCUGAGACAGUUGCCAAAAAAAAGGAGAGUCAAGCAGAAGAAAUAGUUACUCAAACAAAGAUGUAAAAAUGACAAGGUGCUUGAGGAGAUACAAUAAGAAGGCCUCAGAAUGGUUUUCUCUGUAGAAGCACCAAAGUAUUAAAUU